Molecule: messenger RNA, 3576 nt
Organism: Meyerozyma guilliermondii ATCC 6260
Lineage: Eukaryota; Fungi; Ascomycota; Pichiomycetes; Serinales; Debaryomycetaceae
Exons: 1
Coding region: 1-3576 (1191 amino acids)
Biological process (GO): nuclear division
Cellular component (GO): nucleus; cytoplasm
Molecular function (GO): mRNA binding
Source: RefSeq, a predicted model, not a curated record
AUGUCUACACCAGCUGAAAUCAUUGCUGCUCGUGUCAAUGGCCAAGCUGACGCUGCGCCGACCGACGCCACUCCUUCUAAUUCGCUGGAACUUACUGACUCGCCGAAAACUCCGUCGGUAACUGACGAAUCGGCGUUUCCCACAUUGGGUGGAAAGAAGGCUAGUUUUUCCACUUUGUCUUCUUGGGGUCCGCUGAUGAAAAAGGGAGCCAAUGCCUCUGAAUCCGCUCCACUGGAAUCGAAACCGGCGGUUUCUGUUGCUGCUGGAAAGUUUAAAUCGUCAACUAUCCAAGAAGCGUUUUCAUUGGAUGUCGAAGACCAGCUCAAUGUGGCCCGGACCGAGUUCAUCAAGAUCUUGACCCAGAUCCGUGGUGACACAGACACCAACAUUGAGUGUACUACGUCGCAACAUACCAAAAAACGGACAUUUUUGAUUACUGGUAAACCUGCCCAGGUUCGCGAUGCCAAGAGAAUGGUGAUCAAAAGACUCACCAAGCCCGUGAAAAUUUCGUUUGAUAUCCCGGCAAAGGUCCGCUCGAGGGUCAUUGGUCAGCAGGGACGCACAUUGAAGCCUAUCAUUGCCGAUAACGAUGUCAAGAUUGAUAUUGGAAAUCCGCAGGAAGUCGAAGGUGUGGACCCCGACGACAUCUACUCGCUGGUGGUGACGGUGUCCAUUGAGGGAGAUGUCGAGGGAUGCAAACAUGCCAAGGGCAGAAUUUUGGCCAUUGUAAAGGACGAAAUCAAAGAGUUGUCUGUUCGUCUUCCCGUUGACGACGCCUUAAAGCCUUUCGUUGCCAAUGCCAUUGCUCCUAUAAUCUCCAAAUUUUCAUCGUUGGAUAUUUCGGCGCCUAUUUACUCGUCGCCUUCAAACUCGGUGACUUUGGUAGGUGACCGAGAAUUGGUCCUCGAAGCAAAGCAGGAGAUCAUCGAUACCCUCGAAGCUUUGGCUCCACAAAUAUCCACCCAAGAAGUUCCGAUUCCAAAACUUAAACACCAAUUCUUGCCAAUUGACGAUGUGCUUCGUGCGUUCAACGUCUUGAUUCAGCUUCCCAAGGAUGGAGAAUCCAGCGUAAAAUUCGUUGGAAAGAAACAAGACAUUCCUAAAGCCCAAGAAAUGGCACGUUCCACCACCUCUCUGUACAAAGUAGAGGCACUUGAUAUGGCAAAGGCACACAAUGGAAACUUGACCCACGUUAAGGCGGUUGCUACGCUCUUGAAGCAGAAUGGUACGUUCGACAGAAUUGGACGAGAAAAUGACGUUUCGUUGAACGUUCCAGAUGUUUCAGUCUUGGCAGAUAGUGCUACGACCAGUGUUCCCAUCGAGAUUGUCGUCAAGAAUGAUCAAGCAGAAAAUACUAAGAACGCAAAGAAGGCCAUUGUGGCCAAUGUUAACUCCAUUUCUCCUUCCUCCACAAAAGUCAUUUCUGACAUUGACUCAUUUUUGAUGCCUCUGGUCAAAGAAACUAUCAAAGACGUUACAGAAAAAAAUAAUGUGAGUUUUGUCAUUUUGGGUUCCGACAUCACCUUGUUUAACUUUCUGAACGAACUGGAGGAUUUUGAUUUCGUCGACACUAACGAAGCGUUCACCGAGGUGGAUACUGAGCUCAAUAAAUUGCGUGAGUUGCAAAAGGACUUGGAUACGGUUGUUAUCAAGGUUUCCUCUUCGAAACAGCGAGAAAUUGCUGGUCCAAGAAACACCACCUUAAAGCUCAUUACUGAUUCCGCAGAUGCUAAUAGUGUUCAGGUAAAGCUUCAUUCUAAUGCAGAUGAAGUGCUCAUUCGUGGAGUUGCGACCCAAGUAGCGAUCGUCAAAGACUUGAUAAAUGCUGUGUUAAGCGAUGCCGGGGAACAUGGAGAGAACUACUCGUCUACUGCUGUGGUAGCUUCAUCAGUACUCUCUCGCUUGAUAGGAAAAAAUGGUGCUAAUAUGACUUCUUUGAGGGAGAAAUAUGGUGUUAAAAUCAACGUUCCAGAGCAUGAAAGUGAACAAUCCCAAAAUCAAACUUCCAUCACCAUCACCGGACCCAAAUUUAACGUCGAGGAGUGCAAGAAAAAUAUGAUUGAGACGUCCAAAAAGUGGGCUGACGAAACGGUCAAAAGAUUGAACAUUGAAAGCAAGUUCCACAGGCGGUUGAUAGGAGCCAACGGCGUUUACAUCACUCGCUUGCAGGACAAAUAUAAUGUCAAGAUUCGGUUCCCAAGCGCUGAAAGCUUUGCGUCGACAUUUUCCGAUGCUCCAAAGCACAAAGACGAAGUCACAGUAAAAGGUCCUUCGAAAGGAGUUGCCAAAGCGGUGCAAGAAUUGGAGGAGUUCUAUCAAUUCCAGAAAGAGAAUGGGUUUCAAGAAAUACUCCAUAUUCCAGCACAAGCGAUUUCUCGUGUGAUCGGAAAGAGUGGAGCCACCAUCAACGAUAUUGCCGACGGUGCUGGAGUUGAGUACCAUUUCAAAAAGAAUGCCAAGGCAAACGAGGAAGAAAACUCAUCGGAAAAGUCGUCUGAGUUGGAGCUCAUAGGUUCUAAAUCUGCAUUGAGAGAAGCAAAGAUGAAGAUCCAGGACAUUAUCAAUGAAGUUGAAAACACUGUUUCUGAAACCAUCAAGGUCGACCCCAAGUACCAUCGUGAUAUCAUAGGGUCUGGAGGCUCAAAGAUGAAGGAGAUUAUUGCCAACGCUGGAGGUGCAGAACUCUCUGGACCAAAGUAUUACAAACUUAUGGCAAUGCCAUCUGAAAGCUCUGGGUCUGACGAAAUUGUUUGUCAAGGUGACAAGCAAAUUAUUGCCAAGAUCAUAGAACAGGUUAAAGCGCUUGUAGCUGAAAAGGAGGCAAGUGUAAGUGAACAAUACGAGUUGCCAAAGGAGAAACAUGGUCGUCUUGUCGGUCCUGGAGGCUCUGUUCGUCAUGCUUUAGAAGACGAAUUCAAGGUUUCUAUCGCUAUUCCUCGCCCCAGCGAUAUGUCUUCUAUCAUCAAAUUGACUGGUUUGCCAGAAAACAUUGCCAAAUUGAGACCCAAGCUCGACGAACUUACCAAAAACGAAUGGAAAGUCGAAUUGGAGAUUCCUGAAAAAUACCACAUUUUGGUUUCUGAGCGUGGAGGCAUCUUCAGAAAGUUGAAGACCGAUUACAAUAUCGAUGUUGUCCAUGGCAACUUGACCAGAAAGGCAUCCAAGUUGACCAAUGCCUCAAUUCCUACUCCGCCAGAAGAGGCAUUUGCUGAGUCAGAAGAACCCACAAAAGUUACCAUUUCUUCAGCGGAGCCAGUACUGGAAGAGGAUACCAUUCCAUGGCGGUUGGUUGGUAGCGAAGAAGAUACUGCUCGUGCCGCCGAGUUGAUCAAAGAACGUUUACAAUUUGCCAAGGAAGCCGACAGUAGAGGAUGGAUAUUCGCCAGCAACCCAGGACUGUUUUCUAAGGUUGUUGGACCUCAAGGAGCUCGUAUCAGUCAACUUCGCAAGAAAUUCAAUGUGUUUGUAAUUGUUCCUCGCAAAGGUGACAAGCACGAGCAGUUCAUUUACUUGGUUGGAAAACAAGAUGCAAUCGAGGCAGCUCUGAAGGAGAUUGUCAAGUUGCUACAGGCAUAA